Messenger RNA from Lynx canadensis (Canada lynx), 1547 nucleotides. RefSeq names its product decaprenyl diphosphate synthase subunit 1 (gene PDSS1). Gene Ontology annotation, molecular function: prenyltransferase activity. NCBI's taxonomy places the organism in Eukaryota, Metazoa, Chordata, Mammalia, Carnivora, Felidae. Gene Ontology annotation, cellular component: transferase complex; mitochondrion. Bases 16 to 1242 code for a protein of 408 amino acids. Gene Ontology annotation, biological process: isoprenoid biosynthetic process; ubiquinone biosynthetic process. The record is from RefSeq and is a predicted model, not a curated record. The transcript has 11 exons.
UCAGACUCGGACCCAAUGGCUUCGUGCCGGUGGCCCUGGCGGCGCUGCUGCUCCUGGAGGCCGGCUGCCCGGAGCCCCGGGCCCGGCUCCCCGGGCCGCAUGGGGCCCCCCGGGCCGCCCGCCGCUGCCGACGGCGGCGUGCAGAUGUCCUACUUUAAUCUUGUGAAGAGUUUAACAUCUGCUUUUUCAAAUAGGUAUAGUAUGUCACGGUUCCAUCACACAACGUCAGCAGCGUGCUGUUGUAGUAAAACACGGAGUGGUGAGAAAUACAUCGAUCCUUUCAAACUCGGUUGGAGGGACUUGAAAGAUCUGUAUGAAGACAUUAGAAAGGAACUAGUCAUAUCUACAACCGAACUUAAGGAAAUGUCUGAAUACUACUUCGAUGGUAAAGGAAAAGCCUUUCGACCAAUUAUUGUGGUGCUAAUGGCCCGGGCGUGUAAUAUCCAUCAUAAUAACUCCCGAGACGUGCAAGCAGACCAGCGCUCCAUAGCCUUAAUUGCAGAAAUGAUCCACACUGCUAGUCUGGUACACGACGAUGUCAUCGACGAUGCAAGUUCUCGGAGAGGAAAACACACGGUAAAUAAGAUCUGGGGUGAAAAGAAGGCUGUUCUCGCUGGUGAUCUAAUUCUUUCUGCAGCAUCUAUAGCUCUGGCACGGAUCGGAAAUACAACUGUCAUAUCUAUUUUAACCCAAGUUAUUGAAGAUUUGGUGCGUGGCGAGUUUCUUCAGCUAGGGUCAAAAGAAAAUGAGAACGAGAGAUUCGCACACUACCUUGAAAAGACCUUCAAGAAGACUGCCAGUCUGAUAGCCAACAGUUGUAAAGCAGUCUCUGUCCUCGGAUGCCCUGAUCCAGCGGUGCAUGAGAUUGCCUAUCAAUACGGGAAAAACGUGGGAAUAGCCUUUCAGCUAAUAGACGACGUGUUGGACUUCACCUCGUGUUCUGACCGGAUGGGCAAACCAACGUCGGCAGAUCUGAAGCUUGGGUUAGCCACCGGCCCUGUCCUGUUCGCUUGCCAACAGUUCCCAGAAAUGAAUGCUAUGAUAAUGAGACGGUUCAGUUUACCAGGAGAUGUGGACAGAGCUCAACAAUACGUAUUACAGAGUGACGGUGUGCAACAGACAACCUACCUCGCCCAGCGGUACUGCCACGAAGCAGUGAGAGAGAUCAGUAAACUUCGACCGUCCCCUGAGAGAGACGCCCUCAUACAGCUUUCAGAAAUUGUCCUCACGAGGGAUAAAUGACAACUCUUUCUGUUAUUUCUGGCAGCUAUUUUACCAGACUGUGCCUAAGGAAUUUUGUGAAAUAUACUUUGCUUCACGUGCAGAUAACCAAAAAUCAUUUAAAGAAAAUCAUUUCAACCUUAUUGAUGGGCAAUUUUUUUAUUGGCAAAGUUUUUCAGGAAACUUUUUAAAUGUAAUUAAACCAUCCGAAUCUGUCACUCUAGUCCUGUAAAUCCUAAUAGAGGUAUCUUGAUGGUUAUAUGUGGUAUUGUUUACACUGUUAAGAUCCACAUGUAAAGCCAUUACACAAAUAAAUAAUGUUAAAA